AUGAGUAUUAUGAGCAGAAGAAAAAAUAUUAUCAAAAAGAAAAAGGAAGAUGCUCACAAAAGAAGGGAAGCUAUCAUAAAGGAAAGAAGAGAAGCUGCUAUCAAGUUGCAAAAGUCCCCAAACACAUCUUUGACAGUUGAUGAUUUGACAAACUUACCAUCUUCAUCACCCAACACAUCUUCACCACGCAACCCAAAAGGUAAAAGAAAUCAAAGAAUGAAACAUGACAGCAUUCGAAUCCGCGAGUUGGAUGUAGUGAAGAAGAUCACAAUAGAGGCGGAUAAAAGAAAUGCUGAUCUCCAACAGAUUAGCGAUACCCGAACACCAACCGUGUUUAUUCCCGGGCUCAUCAAUAUUUCAUCCAUUAUACCAUCUCUUGGAACAGAACAUGCUCAAAACCUUUUGAAAUGUUUAGGUUUAAAAAAUGCCAAUGUCGAAAAAGAUCACGAGGGUAACCCAAGCUAUGCCAUCGCCACUCUCUUCCCAGGCUUAUUUGCAAGCGUAAGUAUUUCAAUAUUUAUUACAUAUUCAAGUGCUCAAAUUGAACUUUGUCGGAGACACAAAUUCUUCAUAAUACUUGUAAUUAAUUCUAAAGAAGAACAAUUAAGUAUCUAUCUAGAUGAUAUGACAUAUGAUCCAAAACAGUUACAAUAUAAUUUGAUUUGGAGAAUGAGCAAUGUAUCAAUCAUCAUUGAAGCGAAAAGAAGUGUAUUGAGACUAAAAGGAUUAUAUUCAUCCAAUUCAUUGUAUCAUUCUGACAAUGUCGUUACUCGAUGGUUUAGACAACAGUUGAUUACAAGUAUACCAAUAUUAUGUCAACAACGGUAUAUAUUGAUUGAAUCCCUUUGUUAUACCAUUGAAAAUAUAUCAACCUUUAUCUAUAAAGAUGGAGGAGAAUGGAAUGAAUUGAUAGAAUAUUUUAAUAAUGCAUAUAUGAUUGAAAGGGAUGAAGUUAGAGAACAAGUUUAUACAGCAAUUGGUAGAAUCAAUAGGAAAUGGAACAACAAGAUUGAGAUGAGUGGAAUCUUGGAACAUGUGUUGGAUGAGAAACAAGAGUCUAUUUGUAAUUGUGUGUUGGUGCUACUAGACUAUUCAAAAUACAUUACACUAUUGUGCGAUAUAUUAGUCGCACGAGAACAAAAAUACAGAAACGACCAACCAGACGAUGGCACAAAGAUCAAAAGGGUAAUGAAAGCUUGUUUGGUAAUUGCUGAAACAAUCUUUAGGUCUGAUAAUCUCACCAUGCAAGCUCACCCCGAUAAAGUAUUAACAGUGAUUGAAAUUGUAUUGAAAUCGACCCAGUUUAAAGACCAACAAAAUAUUUUUAAAUAUUAUGUAAAAGCAUUACAAUAUCUUUUAAAUAAUAAUCAAUUUAAUAAUUAUCAUUCAAGAUGUAUUCCAAUAUGUAUAGAUUUAUUAAAAAGAAAGGAGUUGGAUGGGUUGACAGGGUCAACUAGAACACGUAUGGAUGCAAUGACACUAUUAUCACAGUUUGGAUUGGCGUGUGGAAAGAAAGUAUUCUUUAAAGAUUACUUUUAUCCGUUGAUGGUGUAUAUGACCAAGAAAACGAGGAACACUCUUCUCAGUCCAUUCUUUAACGAGUGUAGUCAUUUUUGUCAGAUUGUUGGUCAAGACUUUACCAUUUAUUUGCCAUUCAUCAUGAAGCAUAUUAGAACCGUUUUGUUUAAUGCAGAGGAUGAUGGCUGGGAGUACAAUCGAUUCACAGAAACUUCUCUUCAAAUAUUAGUUCAAUCUGGUCCUAUAUUGGGUGUACACCUUUUCCCUUAUUUUGCCGCAACUGGUAGUGGUAGUGGUUUGGUUCAACCUAUAUGUAAAUUAGUGACUGGUGAUAGUUUAGAUGUGCUACCUGUUGUAUUACAGGUGUACAUUGAAAAGAUGGGACUUGGUCAUCAAGAGACACGAGAUGUAUUUGAUAUGGUUUAUGCAGCGGCAAUCAAACAGGUUAGACAAUGUCCAUUCAUCGAUACACAAUUUGAAAAUAUUAAAACACUCGAUCGAUUGGUAGAAUUAAAUGGUAGAAACUAUAUGACACCGAGUCAAAUCAAAGAUGCCUAUUCAAUCUUUACCAAAACAUUUUCAACUACUCUUGACAAAUCAUUGGAAUUCAACAAAGAAAAUGUUAAAAACUAUUCUCUACCUUGUUUUAGAUCUGUCAAUUUAUUAAUCAAAGUUUUCCAAUUAAAUAAUCAAAAUAAUAAUAAUCAAAAUAAUAAUAUUGAACUAUCAAUUGAAGAAAUAGAGAUUUUAUUAAAAAUUGGACAAGAGACAUCAUUGUGGAGUCAAUUGGUUAUACCUUUUAGAGUAGUUUUGGCAAUAAUAUUACAAACAAACACUCUCAAUAAUAUCGAUACAUCCUCACUUUAUCACAAACAACAAUCAGAUGAUUGUUUAAAAUCAUUUCAUUCAAGUGUCAUGGAAAUGCGAGAUACUUUGGUGUAUGGGUCUAUUGUCAAGGACCAAGUUGAAUGUGUACUAGAUUGCUACAAUUGGUAUAUCAACCAUACAGCACCGUGGAUGGAUCAAACGUACGAUCAAUUUGAAACAGCCACCAAUUCACUAUUAAAUAUUAAAAGACUAUUAGAAUUUGAUGAAUAA
Molecule: messenger RNA, 2616 nt
Organism: Cavenderia fasciculata
Lineage: Eukaryota; Evosea; Eumycetozoa; Acytosteliales; Cavenderiaceae
Exons: 8
Coding region: 1-2616 (871 amino acids)
Source: RefSeq, a predicted model, not a curated record